Dovyalis caffra is the source of this 1995-nucleotide messenger RNA. NCBI's taxonomy places the organism in Eukaryota, Viridiplantae, Streptophyta, Magnoliopsida, Malpighiales, Salicaceae. The record is from the annotation of a GenBank genome assembly.
AUGGACCUAAGUGUUGUACCCUACCAACAACAACACAAAUCUGAAACUGACCAUGACCAACAUGUUGACAUAGUACUCCAAACGAAACCAAUCACCACCAUGAUCAACUCAAACCCCAAAACAACUAAGGAUCCUUUCAACAACAUUGUCAAGUACAAAGAAUGUAUGAGGAACCAUGCUGCUUCCAUUGGUGGCCAUGCCAAUGACGGUUGUGGUGAGUUCAUGCCACGUGGUGAUGAUGGCACCCGCGAUUGGCUCACUUGUGCUGCCUGUGGUUGUCACCGUAACUUCCAUAGAAGAGAAAGUAGUACCAAAAGACAGCACCAACAACAACUCCUCUUCUCUCCACCACCACAACCACAUCAAUUUCUUUUGUACGGUUCGCCCACUACUAAAAACAUGAACCCAGUUCAUCAUUUCAUCUCACGUCCUCAUGAUGAUGAUGAUGAUGAUGACGACCUUGACGAUCUUGAUCAUGAUCGACGGUCAGAGACGCCUGAGAGAGGAGAAGUGAAUGUGGUGGGGUCAGGUGGGAAAGGGUUUAUGGUAAAGACUACUGGCAGCAGUAAUAAGAGGUUUAGAACGAAGUUCACGCAGGAGCAAAAAGAGAGGAUGUUGGACUUUGCUGAAAAGAUAGGGUGGAGAAUACAAAAACACGAUGAUAUGGCUCUUAAUCAGUUUUGUAACGAGGUUGGUGUCAAAAGGAAUGUUCUUAAGGUUUGGAUGCAUAACAACAAGAAUGCCCACCGCCGUAGAGAUGGUGCUCCACCUGUGUCUGCCGAGGCCCCUCCUCCUCCUCCUCCGUCUUCAGCUCCAACUCAGCCUGUUGGAGUCCAAAGUCUACCACUGUCGCUAAAUUCGGUAUUCUUUGUCACUCCUCCCGCUACAAUGCCCCGAGAAGUCACUAUUACAGAGGAAAAAGAAAGAGAACGACGUCGUUUACACAAUAAAGAGGCAAACUUGGUUUUGGCGCCAAAGACAAUUAUCUCCCCUGAAAUUGCCUCCACAUCCAUUUUCAUUGGCCGACAUCAAAGAUUCACUUUAGAAAAAGCAGCUCACCUCUCUACCUCCAGUCAUCUUCGACAAACACCUCCACAUCGAUUCCAACCGCUAUGUAGAUUCCUUCCCGUCACCGUCGAUGAACUCGACCUUUUAAAAAUCUCGUCCUAUACCGCCCCUACAUCAAUUUUUAAUCAAAUGCCAAUGCUGUCUCGCGGCGAAGAGUAUAGGAGAAGGAGAUUGAACAGUGUGAUUUCUCCGGAAAGGCAUGAUCCGUUUGAUGGCUAUGGAGAGAAGACUCUUGAUCCUCCGGUUAGGACCGAUGGCUCCAGUGAGGAAGUUGAUGGCCAUGCCUGCACCAGUGGGGACUCCACUUUAUCCUCUUCCGGAGGAGAAUACGGGACAGAGGCACCUGCUGAGUUGCCGUGUAUGAAGCCUGAGGAUUAUCAGGAUUUUGGUGCUUUGUUGAAUGAAGACGAAUUGUCUCUGGAGAAGCAGGAGGAGAGAAAGAUCAUGAAGCUGCUGCUGAAGGUUAAGAAUGGGACUCCGUCUCAGAGGAAGACUGCACUGAGGCAGUUGAGUGAUAAAGCGAUGGAAUUUGGUGCUGGGCCAUUGUUUGAUCAGAUUUUGCCACUGCUUAUGAGGCUAUCUUUAGAGGAUCAGGACAGGCAUCGUUUGGUUAAGGUAGUUGAUAGGAUUGUGUAUAAAUUGGAUGAGUUGGUUAGGCCUUAUGUGCAUAAGAUUCUUGUUGUGAUUGAGCCCUUGUUAAUUGAUGAGGAUUAUCAUGCACGUGUGGAAGGGAGAGAGAUUAUUUCUAAUUUGAGUAAAGCAGCAGGUUUGACUACUGUGAUUACUGAAAUACUUCCUGCUAGUGAUCGUGUUGAUGAGCAUGUUAGGAAUACAACUGCCAGAGCUUUUAGUGUUGUCGCUUCUACUCUUGGGAUUCUCGCCCUGUUGCCUUUCUCGAAGGCUGUGUGUCAGAGUAAGAAAUCAUAG